AUGGGAGUGAAGGUUGAUGGUCCGCAGCUACACCAUUUGCGCUUUCCUGAUGACAUCAUACGGAUAACACCUAGCAUCAGCCAAGCGGAACGAAUGCUGACCGAAUUCGACGAAACAUGUGGAUGCUUCGGUCUUCAGCUGAAUCUAGACAAGACGAUGUUCAUGCGGAACGGAUGGGUCUCGAAUGCGGAUAGGUUUGCUAAGGAAAGUAAAAUAAGGUGGGCCGGACACGUGAUGCGCUUUAAUGACAACCGUUGGACCAGAGCCGUGAGCGGCUGGGUUCCCCGCGAUAUUAAGCGCACUACAGGAAGACCGCCGACCCGAUGGUCAGAUUUCUUCUCGAUGUCCUUCAAAGAAAAAUAUGAUGCUCACCGUGUCCCACGCGAAAGAAGGAACCACUGGGCUACUCUGGCACGCGAUCGGGACAAAUGGAAGAAUUAUUGGCGCCCGCUCGACCAGUUCGAAGAUCAACGGGAGUCAAGGUGA
Molecule: messenger RNA, 486 nt
Organism: Necator americanus (New World hookworm)
Lineage: Eukaryota; Metazoa; Nematoda; Chromadorea; Rhabditida; Ancylostomatidae
Exons: 1
Coding region: 1-486 (161 amino acids)
Source: RefSeq, a predicted model, not a curated record